UAUAAACCAGUUUUUCAUUAGGCUCCAAUGAGAAGAAUGGUAAGAGAUUAUAAAGUGCUGGUUUGCAGUGAGGGAAACAAAAGACUGCAAAUCAAAUACUGACAAAGACAAGAGAAUCAGGAGAAUGCACAUUGUUUUUAAAAAAAGCCAAAGUUUAAAGCAAUCAGAGAGAAGCUGGUGGAAAUGAAGGACAGACAGAUGCUUCAGAUACUGAGGCUGAAAAAGCAAAUCUCUUCCGAGGGGGAAAUGUCUGGCCUCCACACGUGGCCACAGCAGCGUGAGUGCUGGAGCACGUGGAGGCCUGCAGUCCGCUGAAGGUGGACCUCAGAAUAAGCUAUCGGUGAGGGUGUCGUGUGGCUGUGAAAACAAGCAACCACUCUCAUACAUGGAAAGGCAGGGAAAACAGUGCCCAUGAGAAGUUCUUGGGGAAAAAAAAGAAAACCAUAUUGACAACAAAAUCUAGCCAAUUAAGAGAAGAUGGAAAAAGAGAAAGGAACUCAAGAAUGGUAGUGAACACUUUGAACACCGGACCAGUAUUAAGCAGCCGUGCGGGUUAUGGUUAUAGAACAGAAUGUGAACGGUGCAAACCUUGAGAAUGUAAAGCUAACUGUCCCUGAGGAAGGUGGGCUGUUGGUGGAGCACGCGGGAGAGGCUGCUGCUUCUGUCUUCCAGGGCAGGGGGCGAACUGACAGAAGUGACAAUGGAAACAUAAACCAAAAUCCCCAGCGUCCUUAUGUUUUUCAUAAUUUAUCUUUAGGGUCAAAAGUGACUUUUAGGAAGAAGAGAUACUUGUUUGAAGUUGAGCAGGAAGUUUUUUGGUUUCAUUUUCUUCUGUUAAAGUCCAGUUAAAAUUAAAUGUAAUACUUUUAAUGAAGAAUGAAGCAGGUUAAUUUGAUUCUCACCACUUCUCCCUUUCUUCCAUCCUUUCCUCUGCCGUUUCCUCGAUCCCACUUUAAGCUCACUCUUGUUCUCAUGGGCGGCGUCCUUCUGUCUGCUUGGGGAGAUCUGGAAUGAUGCUCACUGAUGGUUCCUUUUGGUAAUGAGAUAAGUUAUUACUAUUUUUUUACCUUUAAACUUUCCAACAUUACUUAACUUCUUUAUAAUAACAAUUGGACUCUGAGCAGGUUACGUUUUUUCCAGAAGUUUUACAAAAGAUACUCUCAUUCAAGAAAUUCAUUCCAGGAAAAAAAAAACCUGAAAGGACCACCCCCUGCCCCGACCAUUAACUGUUCCUUUCUAGAUGAAACUGCUCUUGGCGCGUGGGAAUGGGUUAAGAUCUGUUUCUGUGCAUUCACACUUACCUUCACAUGUACAAAUAAUACAGUCAUGUCGUUCUUGACUCAGCCCCGUCCCGCCCGCACCCUCCCCUGCCCCGGAACUGUGCCUUGGAGAUCUGUCCUUGUAAGUACAAACAGAGCAUCUUCAUGUUUCCCAAACUAUUGUCAACAUCCCACAGGAUGGUGUGUUAUUAGUCAGGGUGUAGUCAGGGGACAGAAAGCAUACAAUGACCUGAACAUGCAAAUUUUAACAUAAAAGGUUGAAUUUGCGGAGAAUUGACUAAUGAGGGUCAAAGACAAUUCCAAGGCAUCCGGCAUUGGCAGACAGAAGGGACCAGUACUGCCAGCCCUCUCCUCCACCCGGGGCUGAGAUCCCACCUCAUCGGAAAGCGCACGGCCUUGGUGCACUGGAUGGCAGAGAAGAUACUGGAAAUCGGCCAUCUCGGGGGCAGGGGGAGAGGCACCAGGCUUCAGCACUUGCUCUGUGCCGGGGAAGCUGCUGCAAACAGCCCCCCUCUGCAGGAACCUAGAGCAUUUCUGUGCAGUUUCGUUAUGCGGACGGCUGCUGGCCGGGAACCCCCGUGGCUGCGUGUGUGUGGACCUGAAGAGCGGGUGUGGGAGCAGCUGUCGGGCCGGGGCCCCAGCCUGCCCUGUCCGGGGCCCCCGGCUGUGCUGCUGUUACCCACGCCAACAGUGAGAGGAAACACGUGGAGGCCAAAUGCGGGAGACGCCUGGGCCCUGCAGACACCUGGCCCUGGAGACGCCGCUGGACCAAGCAGCGGGCAGAAAAGCCCAGGUUCUGGGAGCCUGGGGAGAGGCCCGCAAGAACGGGCAGCAAGGGCCGCUCCUCCUGCGGUCUGUCCGCCACCAUCUGCUGACGCACUUAACGCUGUGCGGCUGCCAAGGAAGAUGCUCCCGGGGCGCCGCUCCGUUAUCGCCCAGCUGACAGGAAGGGGGAAUGUGGAAGGGAGGGGCGGUGCCCUGGUAACCCGCACAGGGGGGUGCCAGCCUUAUUUCCCCGCCUUUGGGUGGACAGUGUGAGUGGUUUGCAGGCUCUUCUAUUGGGACGGGUGCCGCGGGGCAGGUCCUGUUCUGUGCCUCUGUGUGCUCACAAAACAGCGUGUGUCUGGCUGGCCCCUGGCCCUGGAGUGUCUGGGUCACUGGACACGUGCCCGUCAAAGUUUGGUAGAUUCUCCAAAUGGGCUUUACUCGCUUGUACUCCCACUUUUCCCUCAUGCUUGGGCAUUAUCAAUUUUGCUAAUUUUCCUCAAAUCGUUGCUUACUGUUUUGGUUUCUUUUUCUGUCUCUCCACGUGUCUUCCCGUGAGAGCCCAUGUCCCACACAUGGAGCCCCAGGGGACACGGCUUCUCUGGGCUCAGUGUUCCUGUGGCAGGCUGGCUGUGGAGGGCGAGGUCCCAGCGCCCCCCUCAGGCCGUGCCCUCGGCUCUCCCUCUCAGGCUGAACCUCCGUGAGCUGGGCCCCUGGGCCUCCCACAUGCGGUGGCUGGUCUGGAUCAUGGCGUCUGUCGGCACCGUCUAUGUCUUCUUCUUCCACGAGCGGUACAAGCUCGUGGAGCUGCUCUGCUACACGGUCACAGGCUUCCUCCCCGCCCUGGUCAUCCUUUCCAUGGACACGGCCUGCUCCCUACCGUUGGCCGGAGCCCUCAGUUCUCGUCCACGAAGCCUGGCCCACCAUGUUUUAUGGGACCCACUUCAUCAUGUCCCCACCCGCCAAGAGCAAGCUGAAGCGGCAGAGCCAGCUGCUGUCCAACGUGCUGUCCCGGACGCUGAGCUACAAACACCGCGACCUGGACACCACCUUCUCCAGUCUGGGUGCCAGCGAUGACCCGGCUGAGCUCUCCACCCAGCUCUCGGCCCCCGGGGUCCUGAAGGUGUUCGGGGACAGCGUCUGCACCGGCACCCACUACAAGAGCGUCCUGGCCACCGGCACGUCCAGCGCCCAGGAGCUGGUGAAGGAGGCCCUGGAGCGCUACGGCCUGAGCCCCGAGCGCGCCGGCCAGUACGUGCUGUGCGACGUGGUGGGCCGGGCUGGCGACUCCGGGCGGCAGUGGCAGGCCGAAUGCUUUCGGGUGUUUGGGGACAAUGAGAAGCCGCUCCUGAUCCAGGAAUUAUGGAAACCUCGAGAGGGCUUGUCCCGGAGGUUUGAGCUGAGGAAGAGGUCGGACGUGGAGGAGCUGGCGGCCAAAGACGUGGACACCCUGACGGCAGGGAUAAACGCCCAGGCCCGGAGGCUGCAGCGGAGCCGCGCCAAGGGGACCCCAGCCCCAGCCUCAGGGGGUACUCAGAGCCCCCCUCUACCCCGGCUGCGCCGCACGGUCAGCGAGACCAGCCUGAGCUCAGCCACCACCCUGCUGGACGCCGCCCGGGGCCCCGAGGAGCCUGGCCAGGACACCAUGCGCUGCUCCCUCUACGAGUCGCCCCACCUGCUCCUUCUGCAGGGCUACAGCCAGCAGCACGACAGCCUGGUGUACGUGCUGAACCGGGAGCGGCACACGGUGGGCCAGAGGACCCCCUCCAGCAAGCCCAGCAUCAACCUCGCGGCCCCCGACAUCCUGCCCCUGCACUGCACCAUCCGCCGGCGCCAGCCCUCGGGCGGGGAGCAGGCCGGGCCGCGGCUGGUCUUGGAGCCCAUCCCUGGGGCGCCUGUGUCGGUCAACUUCUCGGAGGUGGGGGGCUGCGCCGUGGCGCUGCGCCACGGGGACCUGCUCUCCCUGGGCCUCUACUACCUGCUGCUGUUCAAGGACCCGGCGCAGGCCCAGCCCCUGCCCGCCCAGGCCCUGGCCCGCCUCCGGGCUGUGCCGCAGAGCUGCCGGAUGUGCGGCACCGUGCUCCGGGCCCGGGGCGCCUCGGCCUCCGAGCGGGCCGCCCUCCCCCGGCCGCGGCCGCUGCACCUGGAGUUCGAGCCCGACAUGGAGGACACGCUGCUGCAGCGGAUCAUGACGCUGGUCGAGCCGGGCGGCGAUGACCACAAGCUGACCCCUGCCUUCCUCCUCUGCCUCUGUGUCCAGCACUCGGCCACCCGCCUUGAGCCGGGCUCGUUCGGGCAGCUCCUGCUUAAGAUAGCCAAGACGAUCCGCGAGACGGUCUGGGAGAAAACCAAAGAGCUGGCAGAGAAGCAGGCGCACCUCCAGGAGCCCCUCUCCUCGGCCAGCUUUACCAUGGCCGGCCUGGCUCCAGACCUGCAGCCCAUCCUCUUCUGGAUGUCCAACUCGGUGGAGCUGCUGUACUUCAUCCAGCAGAAGUGUCCUCUCUACAUGCAGAGCUUGGAGGAGGAGCUGAAUGUCACAGGCUCGAAGGAGUCCCUGUUCUCCUGCACCCUCACGGCCAGCGAGGAGGCCAUGGCAGUGCUGGAGGAGGUCAUCCUGUACGCCUUCCAGCAGUGCGUGUACUACGUCUCCAAGUCCCUGUACGUCUGCCUCCCAGCCCUGCUAGAAUGCCCCCCUUUCCAGACGGAGUGCCGGGAGGGCUGGUGCCCGGCCCCCCAGCUGCCCGAGGAGCUGCGCCGCGUCGUGUCGGUCUACCAGGCUGCUCUGGACCUGCUGCGGCAGCUGCAUGUGCACCCUGAGAUCGCCGCCCAGGUGCUGGCCUACCUCUUCUUCUUCUCCAGCACGCUGCUCCUCAACCAGCUGCUGGACAGGGGCCCCUCUCUGAGCUGCUUCCACUGGCCCAGAGGUGUCCAGGCCUGCGCCCGCCUGCAGCAGCUCCUGGACUGGACGAGGGGCGCCGGCUUCGGGGAGGCCGGCGAGCACUUCUUCCGGAAGCUCUCCUGCUCCCUCAACCUGCUGGCCACUCCCAGUGCCCAGCUCAUCCAGAUGAGCUGGGCCAACCUGCGGGCCGCCUUCCCCUCCCUGAGCCCUGCGCAGCUGCACCGGCUGCUGACUCAGUACCAGCUGGCCUCGGCCAUGGGCCCCAUGAGUGCCUGGGAGCCGGGCGCCCAGGACAGCCCUGAAGCCUUCAAGUCUGAUGAGGUCCUGGAGUCCUAUGAAAACCCGCCACCCAUCGUUUUGCCAAGCGAGGGCUUCCAGGUGGACCUGGAAGCGGACUGUCUGGAUGACAGCAUCUACCAGCACCUCCUGUACAUCCGCCACUUCCUGUGGAGCCUGCGGAGCAAGCCCAGCCCGGGCGGGGGGCCCGCCCAGCCAGCGUGCCCCGAGGGCCCGUGUCUCACCAGCCCUGAGGGCCUCCCCAAGGCCCAGAGCUGCCCCCUGGCUUCCAGGGACCCUGGCAGGGGAGCCCGAGAGGCCAGCCCAGAGCGCCCUCUUCCUUCCGCGGGGGCUCCCCGGGCGCAGGGCCCUCCAAGAAGGCAGCCCAGCCGUGCGAGCCGGGGGGGCGCUCAGGCCAGGCCCCUGCACGGGGACUCCUCGUGCCUGCUCACGCCCCCCAGCACCCCUCUCGGCCCCGAGCCCGCUGUGCCCGACCAGCCAGCGCCCAGCAGUGCCUGCGGGGAAGCGCUCUUGGAAGGGAGGAGGAAUGGGCCGAGCGGCCCCUGGGGCACAGCUCCGGAAGGAGAGUGUGCGGCCCUGGCCGCCGAGCCCCCUCCAGCCCCCUCCAGCCGCAGCUCCAGCACAGAUGACUUCUGCUGCAUGUUCGUGGUGGAGCUGGAGCGAGGACCCUCUGGGCUGGGCAUGGGCCUGAUCGAUGGGAUGCACACGCCACUGGGCGCCCCCGGGCUCUACAUCCAGACCCUGCUCCCCGGUAGCCCCGCAGCGGCCGACGGGCGGCUGUCGCUGGGAGACCGCAUCCUGGAGGUGAAUGGAAGCAGCCUGGUGGGCGUCAGCUACCUGAGAGCCGUGGAUCUGAUUCGACACGGGGGAAAGAAGAUGCGGUUUCUGGUCGCCAAGUCUGACGUGGAAACAGCCAAGAAGAUCCGCUUCCGCACGCCUCCCCCCUAGGUGGGCUGCAAAGAUGGCCCAGGCACCCACACCUGAGGGUCCCCAGGUCACGUCACCUUCUGCCAGCUGUUCUGUGUGGUUGGUCAUCUUUGGGACACUGGCUUUGGUCCUCACCCUGUAGAUAAUGUACAUCUUAGUGUAUAUUUUAUUUAUAUGACAGAUGACACUGUUGUGAUGUUUGUCAGAGCUUUUAUGUUUGGAAAUUUUAAUGGAGAACUAUGCAUUCAAUAAAAUAUCUUUCAUACUCUUAGAGGGCAGU
Camelus dromedarius (Arabian camel) is the source of this 6448-nucleotide messenger RNA. It is a transcript of the gene RADIL, whose product is annotated as Rap associating with DIL domain. The coding region runs from base 2815 to 6189 and encodes 1124 amino acids. Gene Ontology annotation, biological process: neural crest cell migration; substrate adhesion-dependent cell spreading; signal transduction. The transcript is spliced from 16 exons. NCBI's taxonomy places the organism in Eukaryota, Metazoa, Chordata, Mammalia, Artiodactyla, Camelidae. Gene Ontology annotation, molecular function: GTPase binding. Gene Ontology annotation, cellular component: microtubule. The record is from RefSeq and is a predicted model, not a curated record.